UCCGAACCGAUGCUAUCGUUGUCCUCGUCCUUUAUCCACUCCGCCGUUGUUGCGCGCAGAUAGUUCCUGAGAAGGCGUUGGUUCCUCCGUCGGAUUAUCCAAGCUUCCAUUUCACUUUCUGGAUUCACUAUCGGAAGUUCGAGUAGAGAAAUGGAUAAUGAAUUGAAGCCGAUGGACGCCGAGCAACUCAGAGAGCAUGCUCAUAAAAUGGUGGAUUUUAUUGCUGAUUAUUACAAAACCAUCGAGGAUUUCCCCGUGCUCAGCCAAGUACAGCCCGGUUAUCUUCGAAAUCUUCUACCAGAAUCUGCACCUCGUAAUCCAGAAUCUCUUCAAAGUGUUCUUGAUGAUGUUCAGAAAAAGAUUUUUCCGGGUGUAACACAUUGGCAGAGUCCCAGCUACUUCGCUUAUUAUCCUUCCAACAGCAGCAUUGCUGGAUUUCUUGGGGAAAUGCUCAGUGCAGCUUUUAACGUUAUCGGUUUUAGUUGGAUAACUUCUCCAGCUGCUACAGAACUUGAGAUGAUAGUUCUUGAUUGGCUUGCCAAAUUACUUCAGCUGCCUGAUGACUUUCUCUCAUCAGGAAAAGGUGGGGGAGUAAUACAGGGUACUGCCAGUGAAGCUGUUUUAGUUGUGCUACUGGCGGCCCGUGAUCGAGCUCUGAGAAGAUUUGGAAAAGAUUCCCUUAAAAAAUUAGUGGUUUAUGCUUCUGAUCAAACGCAUUCUGCUUUACAAAAAGCAUGCCAGAUUGGAGGCAUUCAUCCUGAGAAUUGCAGAUUGUUGAAAGCAGAUUUUUCUACCAAUUAUGCCCUUUCUCCAGAUGUUCUUUCUGAAGAACUUUCACACGACACAGCCAGUGGAUUAAUUCCAUUUUUCUUAUGUGCUACAGUUGGCACUACAUCAUCAACAGCCGUAGACCCUCUCCCUGAACUAGGAAAUAUUGCUAAGAGUUAUGAAAUGUGGUUUCACAUCGAUGCUGCUUAUGCUGGAAGUGCAUGUAUAUGUCCCGAAUAUCGACAGUACAUUAACGGUGUUGAAGAAGCUAACUCAUUCAAUAUGAAUCUUCAUAAAUGGUUCUUGACGAACUUUGAUUGUUCAACGCUGUGGGUCAAGGACAGACAUGCCUUGAUCCAGUCACUUUCUACCAAUCCUGAGUUCUUGAAGAACAAAGCCUCUCAAACAGAAAUGGUUGUGGAUUACAAAGAUUGGCAAAUUCCACUUGGGCGCCGUUUUAGAUCAUUGAAGGUCUGGAUGGUGUUACGACUGUAUGGUAUAGAAAACCUUCAAAAAUACAUAAGAAACCAUAUCAAGUUGGCUGAACAUUUUGAAGCGCUUGUAUGUAAAGAUCCAAGGUUUGAGAUUGUUACACCAAGGAUAUUCGCUCUAGUAUGUUUUCGCCUUCUUCCUCGCAAAAAUGAAGAUGGUGGCAACAAACUAAACCAAAACCUAUUAGAUGCUGUAAAUGCUAGUGGAAAUAUGUUCAUUUCUCACACGGUUUUAUCAGGAAAAUACAUCCUUCGAUUUGCAGUAGGGGCGCCAUUGACAGAGGAAAACCAUAUUAAUGCUGCUUGGAAGUUACUGCAAGCCGAGGCUUCCGCUUUGCUUGCAAAUUGAAACGUCGCUACUCCUUACGGGUGUCCAACAUCAACGCUACUAGAGAACGUUCACCUGACCAGAAAGGGGCCCAGGAGGUGUGCGAACCAACUGGUAGCUCCAUACUCGCACAUGUGGACCAUGUGUGAAAAUUAAUUACACAUCCAAGUAGUCCAUUAUAAUAGCCACCGUAGGAAAAUAGA
This is a messenger RNA of Cucurbita maxima (winter squash), 1790 nucleotides long. RefSeq names its product tyrosine decarboxylase 1-like. The coding region runs from base 151 to 1608 and encodes 485 amino acids. The transcript is spliced from 14 exons. Gene Ontology annotation, molecular function: pyridoxal phosphate binding; carboxy-lyase activity. The record is from RefSeq and is a predicted model, not a curated record. Gene Ontology annotation, biological process: amino acid metabolic process. Lineage: Eukaryota; Viridiplantae; Streptophyta; Magnoliopsida; Cucurbitales; Cucurbitaceae.